UGGCGUCAACAUUGCGAGGACCAAUGCGAACAUAAAGAAAUUUUCAUCGAUUAGCGCUCAAACUCAGCUCUAUCCAACUGUAUUACUGCAAUAGCAGAAGCCUAGGCUCCUGCUUUCUUUCUUCGCCCGAGUAUUUUUAUUAGCAUACAUGUCUGUCGGGGAGAAUUAGGGUUUCGGACUGCGGUUUAUUGUGUGCAUCAAUGGUCCAGAGAAGGAGAAAACCUCUGGUUCUCUCUUCAACCAAAUUACUUGUUGAUUCUGUACUCAGCUUGUCCACUCUUUGCGAAGGGGACCAAGUCGCUGGAGAUGAUGUCUCGCCGAGUUUACAGUUACGAGCGGGAAUUCUCCGGUUCUCCAAGUCCAGCGUUUCAGAUUCUAAACUAACUUCUCUUGACGACUCUGCUUUGGUUGGGCUCUCCACUGCUGUUCUCAAGCGAUUAGCUGUAACUUCUGGUUCGCUGGUGCUUAUCAAGAAUAUUGAAACAAAUGCACACAGGAUUGCCCAGGUUGUAAUUCUAGAUCCCCCAAGAACUCAUGGACAUGCAUCUGGUGAUAAAGGACCAGUUUCCCAUCCUCCGAACACAAUGAUCGUUUUUCCUUCAUUUAGACUGCCUUCAGACGACAUUCCAUUAUUAGACCAGGAUAUUGCAUAUCUCUCUCCUCUAUUAGCGUUUAACCUUGACUUGCAUGUAUCUUGUUUGAAAUCACUUGUUCACCAAGGGAAUGAGACCUUAGCAUCUCUUUUUUAUGCUAAAAUGGACAAUGAGACUACUACAGAAGUUGGUGAUGGUUCUUUAAUCACUUUAGGAUUGGAACCCUUGGCUCAACUGCCAAGGUACGCCUCACACUUAAGAGUUUCUUUUAUCAAGAUACCAGAAUGUGGUACACUGGAAUCUUUGAAAGGAAGUUCAUCAGUUGAAGCUGAAGAACGCCAAGAAUUGAUUGAUUUGGCAUUACACAACUAUUUUAAAGCUGAUAGAUACCUAGCAAGAGGUGAUAUUUUCAACAUCUGCAUAAAUUGGAAUUGCAAUUCGGUUAUUUGCAUUCCUUGCAGCCAAAGGUCACAAAAUAGAAGUGAUAACGUUAUCUACUUCAAGGUAGUUGCUAUGGAGCCAUCUGAUGAAAUCAUUCUUCGAGUAAACCACACUCAAACAGCCCUAGUUCUUGGAGGGACUGUUCCUUCUGCUCUUCCCCCAGAUCUGCUGAUUGGUGAAACCAAAGGUUUUCCCCCUUUCCAGGGGGACACAGUAAAAACUUUGGCCUCCAUUCUUUCACCACCAUUGUGCCCAUCGGCGCUUUCUUCAAAAUUCAGAAUUUCUGUGCUACUAUAUGGUCCAGCAGGCUGUGGAAAGAGAACUGUAGUUAGACACAUUUCUCGUCGCUUGGGCCUUCAUGUUGUGGAAUUCAGCUGUCAUAAUCUUAUGUCAUCCUCUGACAGAAAUACAUCUGUUGCAUUAGCUCAGGCUUUCAACACUGCUCAAAGAUAUUCACCUACAAUUCUUCUUCUGCGUCAUUUUGAUGUCUUCCGAAAUUUGAACUCACAAGAUGGUUCAUCAAAUGAUCAAGUUGGUCUUACCUCAGAAGUUGCAUCAGUUAUUAGGGAAUUCACUGAACCAGAUGUUGAAGAUGGUGACAAGUACUCCAAUGGAAAAUUAAAUGGUGAUCCUCCAGUCAAGGAUGCUGGAAAAAUAAGUAGGCAUCAGUUACUGUUAGUCGCAACUGCUGAGAGUUCUGAGGGUCUACCUCCAACUGUAAGGCGUUGCUUCAGCCAUGAAAUAAGCAUGGGUCCUCCCACUGAGGAACAGAGGGUUGAAAUGUUGUCUCAGUUACUGCAAAGUGGUUCAGAGCUCCUCUCAAGUAGUGGGUUGGAGGAUGCAGUGAAGGACAUAGUGGGACAGACAUCUGGUUUCAUGCCACGCGAUUUGCGUGCUUUAGCUGCUGAUGCUGGUGCGAAUUUAAUCUCAAAGUGCAAUACUCAAGUUGAUGAAGCUAAGCUCGAGGAAAUGGGUAGUUCUCUUGGAGUCAAAGUAGUGCAGGACGAUGAAACAUGCAAUGAUAUUCCUAAUGUUAUGGGGAAAGAAUAUUUGCCGAGAGCCUUGGAACGCUCUAAGAAGAGGAAUGCAUCAGCACUAGGUACUCCAAAGGUUCCUAAUGUGAAGUGGGAAGAUGUUGGUGGACUAGAGGAGGUGAAGAAAUCAAUUUUGGAUACUGUUCAGUUACCUCUCCUGCAUAAGGAUUUAUUUUCAUCUGGCUUGCGUAAGCGCUCUGGUGUUCUGCUGUAUGGUCCUCCGGGGACAGGAAAGACUUUACUGGCAAAAGCUGUAGCAACAGAAUGUUCCUUAAAUUUUCUAAGUGUAAAAGGGCCUGAAUUGAUCAACAUGUACAUAGGAGAGUCGGAGAAAAAUGUCCGUGACAUUUUCCAGAAGGCAAGGUCAGCACGCCCCUGUGUAAUAUUCUUUGACGAACUUGAUUCUCUUGCACCAGCUCGUGGUGCCUCAGGAGAUUCUGGUGGUGUAAUGGAUAGAGUAGUUUCUCAGAUGCUCGCAGAGAUUGAUGGCCUAAAUGAUUCCACACAAGACCUCUUUAUCAUAGGAGCAAGCAACAGACCAGAUCUAAUUGAUCCAGCACUUCUUCGGCCAGGCCGAUUUGAUAAGCUGCUAUAUGUUGGAGUUAACUCUGAUGCAUCUUACAGGGAGCGGGUCCUUAAGGCGCUUACUCGUAAGUUCACAUUGCACCAAGAUAUCUCUCUUUACUCGAUAGCAAAGAAAUGCCCUCCAAACUUCACUGGUGCAGACAUGUAUGCUUUAUGUGCAGAUGCCUGGUUUCAUGCUGCAAAGCGCAAGGUUUUGAGUUCAGAAUCAGAUUCUUCUUCCCAGGUCCAUCAACCUGAUUCGGUGGUCGUUGAAUAUGAUGACUUUGUAAAGGUCUUGGCUGAGCUGUCUCCUUCCCUCUCCAUGGCAGAGCUUAGGAAAUAUGAGAUGUUGCGAGAUCAGUUUGAAGGAGCACCAAGAUAAAGUUACGGUGAAAUUCUGUACUAUAUCACAGUGUUGUUCUAAGAUCUGCACGCAUUUGUAUGCCAUAUACAGCAGAAUGGUGGUUGAUUAUUUGUGGUACAAGAAAAUUAUACAAGUAAUAAACAUAUGCUGACACAAGAACUCCAUGCAGUGUUUCCUUUGCUUAUGUUGCCAAAGAUUUGUUAUCUUAAAUGGGGCCGCUGCUUGGAAUUUAACAUGUCUUCGUAAUAUAGUUUGGACUGGGUUAUCGAUCCCAUGAAUUUACAUCCCAUGUGCUACUUUUGGAAUGCCAUGCUGAAUUGUGAAUGGUGGUUUAGACUUGAAGCAAUUGGAUUGCUUCCUGUAUCUGCACAUUUUUGUCCGUGUAUGAAGCUUAUUGUCAUUUUGUGAGGA
Messenger RNA from Manihot esculenta (cassava), 3407 nucleotides. Its product is annotated as peroxisome biogenesis protein 6. Gene Ontology annotation, biological process: protein import into peroxisome matrix. The transcript has 16 exons. The record is from RefSeq and is a predicted model, not a curated record. NCBI's taxonomy places the organism in Eukaryota, Viridiplantae, Streptophyta, Magnoliopsida, Malpighiales, Euphorbiaceae. Bases 201 to 3014 code for a protein of 937 amino acids. Gene Ontology annotation, cellular component: cytosol; peroxisomal membrane. Gene Ontology annotation, molecular function: ATP binding; ATP hydrolysis activity.